CCUCGGCAUGAACACGUUCUCGCGUGAUUUCAGCCUCAAAGUCACGCGCUGGCGGGACCCUCUGGUCUGGCACCGGCAACUUGCAGUGCUGUAGAGGGUUCUGCUGCUCUGGAAGCUUGGGAGGCCUGUGGUGAGGACCCGAGGAGAGGGCGGGGCCGGAGUCGGAGCCUCGGCUUUGUAUGGCGGAGGAGCUCUGCUGUUUUCCAAAAGAGGAGCCCAGAGGAGGAGUGGUACUUUUCUGCAAAUAUCAAAGCCAUGGCUCAGGAGUCAGUGAUGUUCAGUGAUGUGUCCAUAGACUUCUCUCAGGAGGAGUGGGAAUGCCUGAAUGAUGAUCAGAGAGAUUUAUACAGAGAUGUGAUGUUGGAGAAUUACAGCAACCUGGUUUCAAUGGGACACUCUAUUUCUAAACCAGAUGUGAUCUCCUUCUUGGAGCAGGGGAAGGAGCCUUGGUUGGUUGACAGAGAACUAACAAGAGGCCAGUGGCGAGUCCUGGAAUCAAGAUGUGAGACCAAGAAAUUAUUUCUGAAGAAGGAAAUUAAUGAAAUAGACUCAGCCCAGUGGGAGAUAAUGGAAAGACUUACAAGACAUGACCUUCAGUGCUCUAGUUUCAGAGAUGAUUGGGAAUGUAAUGGCCAGUUUGAGAAACAACAUGGCUCUCAGAAGGGACAGUUCAGUCAACUGAUAUUCACCCAUGAAGGCAUGCCCACUUUCAGUCAGCAUCCAUCCUUUACCUUACAGCAAAUCAUUAAUAAUAAAGAGAAAUACUGUGCAACUAAGGAAUUUGGGAAAACCUUUAGACAUGACUCACAGCUUACUACACAUCAGAUAAUUCAUACCAUUGAGAAACCCUAUGAAUGUAAGGAGUGUGGGAAGGCCUUUAGACAUCCCUCAAGACUCAGUCAUCAUCAAAAAAUUCAUACUGGCAAGAAACCCUUUGAAUGUAAGGAAUGUGGAAAAACCUUUAUUUGUGGCUCAGACCUUACUCGACAUCACAGAAUUCACACUGGUGAGAAACCCUAUGAAUGUAAGGAAUGUGGGAAAGCCUUUAGUAGUGGCUCAAACUUCACUCGACAUCAGAGAAUUCACACUGGUGAGAAGCCGUAUGAAUGUAAAGAAUGUGGGAAGGCCUUUAGUAGUGGCUCAAACUUUACUCAACAUCAGAGAAUUCAUACGGGGGAGAAACCCUAUGAAUGUAAGGAAUGUGGCAAUGCUUUUAGUCAGAGCUCACAACUUAUUAAACAUCAAAGAAUCCAUACAGGGGAGAAACCCUAUGAAUGUAAGGAAUGUGAAAAGGCUUUUCGUUCCGGUUCGGACCUUACCCGACAUCAGAGAAUUCAUACUGGUGAGAAGCCCUAUGAAUGUAAGAUAUGUGGGAAAGCUUAUUCUCAGAGUUCUCAACUCAUUAGUCAUCAUAGAAUUCAUACUGGUGAGAAACCCUAUGAAUACAGGGAAUGUGGGAAGACCUUUGAUUAUGGCUCACAACUUAUUCAACAUCAAAAUUUGUACUGGUGAUAAACCAUAGAAUUUAUGAAAUGUGUGGGAAGGCUUUAAAUUAUAGAUCAAAACUAUUCAGCGUCGAAGAAUUUAUCUUGAUAAUCUCUUUAAAUAGAAUAAUGUAGAAACAUCUUAUUUGCUGACUGUAGCUUAUUCAGCCCAAGAAAAAUCAUGUAGAAGCAGCAGUCUGUGAGUAAAAUACAUCUUGGAAGCCCUUUAAUAAAAGCUCAUAUUUCUCUUGACAUUAGAUAAUUCAAAUCUAGCAAAUACUGAAAAUGACAGCACUUUUGACACCUUUCUAAUGUUAUCUUAACAUAGAGAAUUCAUGCUGAAAUAUAAUCCUGUGAUUUUCAUUUUCUUUUUUAUCCUAAUUUGUGUGUAGUUGUUAUAUUCUUAAUCUUUUAAUCCAUCUUAAAUUUUAUAUGACUGUAAAGUCCAUCUGUUUACAUCAUGGUUUGUAAAAUACUUUUAUUUUUAAAAUACCUUUAAUACCUGAGACAAAUGAUGUCUUUAUUUUUGAAGAUGGCUUGUUCUUUUGACUCUACAAAAUUUAGGCUUUCUUAUUGUAAAAACGUUCAUGAAUAACUGUCCAUUCAGUAAAUAGAGAUCCUUUAAUAGUUUUAUGGCAUUUCCUUAUGUUGCUGUAAUAUUAUUUUAUUGAAUCUCUAUUGGUAGACAUUGUAGUUUUCUCCAGAAUUUUUGCCGUUAUACACAGUGUCCUGAUGGACAUUCUCCCUGGGCUUUAUCAUUGUAUCAUGUCUUCUAUUUUAGUUACAGAAAUAAUGCAUGAAUAUAUUUUCCUCAUAAAAGAUUUAAACAUUACAAAUAAG
Ceratotherium simum simum (southern white rhinoceros) is the source of this 2324-nucleotide messenger RNA. RefSeq lists its product as uncharacterized. Gene Ontology annotation, molecular function: RNA polymerase II cis-regulatory region sequence-specific DNA binding; DNA-binding transcription factor activity, RNA polymerase II-specific. Gene Ontology annotation, biological process: regulation of transcription by RNA polymerase II. NCBI's taxonomy places the organism in Eukaryota, Metazoa, Chordata, Mammalia, Perissodactyla, Rhinocerotidae. The record is from RefSeq and is a predicted model, not a curated record. Gene Ontology annotation, cellular component: nucleus.